Cylicostephanus goldi is the source of this 267-nucleotide messenger RNA. NCBI's taxonomy places the organism in Eukaryota, Metazoa, Nematoda, Chromadorea, Rhabditida, Strongylidae. The record is from the annotation of a GenBank genome assembly.
CCAUACCGUAUCCUUUGGGCAUCGGUCUAUACAAAUUAUCCAGAAUGGAUCUCGCAAAUGUUCAUAGUAAACGCUCCUUCAUUUAUGUCUCUGCUAUGGAAGGCAGUUGGUCCGCUCAUACCGGAACGAACUCGUAAUAAAGUGAAAAUUUGCACAACGAACAGUGACUGGAGGAGUUUGAUCCAAAAAUAUGCCAAGGCAGAGAAUAUACCAGCACACUGGGGAGGAACACUAGUCGACUCGAACGGGGAUGGAAUGUGUCGGUAA